AUGAACGUGACAGUUCCACCAAACCAAAAGCCGCGCAAACAGUUUAUCCGGAUAUGGAGUCAAUCAGCGCUAACAAUUGCUCGACAAAACCACGAUUUUGGGCCACUUAGGGGGGAAACUCAGGUCUUCCUUGUUAUCCAAUUGUUGCCCACGAACCUGAUUCAGAUUGGAGUGCUUGGGCAAAACAGACGGGCAUUUUUGAAUAUGCCAGAUAAUGAGAAGCAAUCCAGCCACAUCGCCGCGGUGAAUUGUCUGCUUAUACUUUGCUGCUUGUGUAUCCUCCACUUGUGCGACUUGUCAUCUUGCCAAAAUCAAUUCGUCACUAAUAAAUGGAAUUCCCGCAAGCCUCUGCCAACUCUGGCCCAGCAGGAGUGGCUUCUUUCUCAAGACAUUGGUCAUGUUUCCAAGCUGAUGAGAUGCCGUAGACAUUCGCACCACAGCUUUGUGACAGGCAUUGAUACUCUUUCUGCAUUUCUUAUCAUGCAUUGGUAG
Toxoplasma gondii ME49 is the source of this 492-nucleotide messenger RNA. RefSeq lists its product as hypothetical. The coding region runs from base 1 to 492 and encodes 163 amino acids. The record is from RefSeq and is a predicted model, not a curated record. The transcript has a single exon. Lineage: Eukaryota; Apicomplexa; Conoidasida; Eucoccidiorida; Sarcocystidae.